GGUUGUUUAUUUGUUUUCUAAAAUAAAUCUACCUGUAUGACUAUUUUGUCCUUCAUAUUAUGCUCUUUUGUUUUGAAAAAGGGCGUUUUUCCAACUGAUACACGCCCACUUUACGUCGUGGAAUUUAGCGAAUGCCCAGCGGGGGGGAGGUGAGUGGGGAGACCGUAAAAAUAGUAAGCGAAUAAAAUGGAUGAGUUCUUGCUCCAUGGGAUUAAGGAAUGUAAAUACAACACUCCCAGCAGAGACAUUCAGCACUAAGGUCACAGUGAGGUUAAGGUCCAUUUGGUGAAUUGUGAACAUCAGAACAUCAGCUCUGUAACGUAGAUGGUGUUGGUGCAUGGAAUCAAACCAGUGUUUUAUCAGCUACUGGAAGCCUCAGCAGCUACAGAAGUGAUGUUGAUGAACUACAUCGAUCCCAAAGUUCUUUAGUGACGAUGAUGUUCAGGGCAAUGGGACAAAUCCUGAUGAAUAUUGUAGCAGAAAUCAGGACUCUCAGGACUCUUCUUCUCCUGCUGUGCUGUUUACUGUGUGAAGCUGGAGACGAGACGGUCACACUGCAGGAAGUGGAAGGAACCACUAUAACUCUCCAUACUGGGAUAACUGGGAUUCAGAGUGAUGCUCAUAUAGUUUGGUUUUAUGGACCUGAGAAACUAGAGGAGAAGAUAUUGAUUAGUCAGGUGUUUAAAGGAGAAACUGUUACAGACAUCAGUGAGAGAUUUAAAGAGCGACUGCAGCUGGACAGAAUCAGUGGAGCUUUAACCAUCAGGAACAUCAGCAGAACUGAUUCUGGAGUUUAUUUAUUACAAGUCAUCACUGGACGUGUCUCAUCUAGCACUUUCAGUGUCAGUGUUUAUGCUCCAGUAUCAACUCCAGUAAUAAUAAAUGAAAGAGGAAAGCGAAGUGUGAUUUCCACAGAGUCGUGUUUCCUCCUGUGUUCUGUGGAGAAUGGAGAUGUGAAGUUAUCCUGGUACAGAGAGAAUGAGAGAAUCUCCAUCACCAAUAACACAGAUCUCAGUGUUCCCCUCAAUCUCUCACUUCAAAUACAACACAAUGACACUAACACUUACAUCUGUGUGUCUGCAAACCCUGUCAGCAAUAAAACAACUUCUCUCAUCAUCACACAGCUCUGUGACGUCUCAGAUAAACCUGAUCCUUUACUGCUUGAUGCUCUGAUAUCAGCUGGAGUUUUUGUGUUAUUAAUUAUAAUAUUAAUAACUUUGUGGAUUCGGCUGAAAAAGAAAAAAACAAAAGAAAUUUCAGAGGAAUUGACUUCCUCUGAUGCGAAUAUCAUCACUCACAGUGCAGAGAGAUAAAGAGAUAAAGUUGUGGAGAAAAUGAUUUGGUUUAAAAUCACAGGAGUUAUAAAGUCUCCUCCUGAUUCAUAUACUGCUGUGUUACAGGAAGAAAACGCCAUAUUAACGGAUGUUGAAGUAGAGAGAGACCCUGUGGUGUAUUCAGCCGUGAGGAGAUCCAAAUAAUAUAACACAUCACUAUAUGAUAUAAGAUAUUUUAUGUUUUUGCACUUUUCAUGUUCUGUCAUAGGUCAUAGUGACGCACUCGAAUUAAAGCUUUCUUCACUUUAUCUUCACAUGCUUAUAGAUAUAGACAAUUGACUAGUGUUGCUGUGAAUGACCAGAGACAGAGUAUAUGCCCCUCUCACCCCGAGAGCACGGCCAGAUUUGCCCUCUUAACUGGACACCUUGAUGAUGAAGAUGCAGGAGCACUUUUUGUGUCUGGUCUCAAGUUUAUCACUCAUGUUGCCUCAGGUUGCUUUUCCUUCCCUCUGCUGCCUUGCCCUACCUCAUUAGUGAUGAAUGUUAAGUGUCCAGACUUUCUCUACAGACUUGUGUAAUAUGUUUCAUAUUUAUAAUAUAAUGCCUUCCUGAUAUUUUACAAACUAAAGUGCAAUUCUGUAAAAAUUGCUGCUUCCACCAAAUUCAGUAUUUUACAAAACACUAAAAAUGUGCUGAUAUUUUAUAUUGUUACGUCCUUUUUUAUGUUUGUUCUCUGUUUUGGGAGGUGUUUGUGUUUCUGUGCAGGAUGAACACCGAUUGGUUCCUGAAGGUUACCUGGUGCCACGCCCUGCCUGGUCAGCUGACUCCCUGCAGCCUAUAAAAGCCCCCACCACCUCUUCCUGCUUUAGCUUUUUGGCUCACUUGCUGUGUUUGUGUUACUCGUUUGCUGCUAGUUAGUAUUGUGUGAGUUGUCUGUGAUAUUAGUGUGUUUAGACAUUCCUGUUAAUGCUGAUUAUUGCCUGUUCUUUUGACUUUGACUCUGGAUUGCAUGUUUGUUCUUAUUAGCUAACCUGCAAAUAUGCGAAUAUAGUAUUAUUGGGGCAGCAGGGAGACCAAUGCCAUUUUUGUUUGAACCUUUUAUUGGUUGUGUUUUUGUACAGGGAGUUAGGGAAGGAAUUGUGUUUUCUUUUUUUGUUUGUUUGCACAGCAGGGAAUUUAAAGGGUACAACAAUUAGUUGUUUCUGUUAGUUAUUGUGGCCUUGUCAGCUCCUGAAGACAUAACCCCAGUUGUACAUGUGAAAUUUGUUACUCAUUAAAAAUAUUGUUUAUUCCGUUA
Tachysurus fulvidraco (yellow catfish) is the source of this 2571-nucleotide messenger RNA. RefSeq names its product signaling lymphocytic activation molecule-like. The transcript is spliced from 7 exons. Bases 435 to 1313 code for a protein of 292 amino acids. NCBI's taxonomy places the organism in Eukaryota, Metazoa, Chordata, Actinopteri, Siluriformes, Bagridae. The record is from RefSeq and is a predicted model, not a curated record.